This is a messenger RNA of Fusarium pseudograminearum CS3096, 1209 nucleotides long. RefSeq lists its product as uncharacterized. Bases 1 to 1209 code for a protein of 402 amino acids. Gene Ontology annotation, molecular function: FAD binding. The record is from RefSeq and is a predicted model, not a curated record. The transcript has 2 exons. NCBI's taxonomy places the organism in Eukaryota, Fungi, Ascomycota, Sordariomycetes, Hypocreales, Nectriaceae.
AUGUCGUCCUUGGCUUCACAAACACCCAUUGCCAUAAUCGGAGCUGGGCCAGGAGGUCUAACCCUUGCACGUUUACUCCAAGUGCAUGACAUCAAUUACAUUGUAUACGAGCGAGAUGUUGACCCCAAGCCGCGAUACAUCAAUCAAGGAGGCACUUUGGACAUCCAUGCCUCAUCAGGACAACUUGCACUGAAGGAAGGGGGAAUCUUUGACCAGUUCAAAAGCAUUGCCCGUUGGGAAGGUUCUAGAGUUUGCAUGCAGAACCCAUCCGGUACGCUCAAGUCGGUGUUUGGACAGGACCGCGAUGCACCUGAGAUUGAUCGUCUACAACUUCGUCAGAUGCUGCUUGAUUCUAUUCCAACUGAUAAUAUCAGAUGGGGACAUGGUAUCAAAAGUGUUCAGAAGGGGGCUACACCUGCCGAACACGUUGUCAACUUUGACAACGGUACCUCCGCGUCUGGUUUCCGUCUAAUUGUUGGCUGUGAUGGAGCGUGGAGUAAAGUUCGACCUCUUGUAACCUCAGCCAAGCCCGAGUACUCCGGAAAGGUGUUUAUCGAGGGAAGUAUUUCUCGUGAUAACCCUAGUUAUGCAGCGGCUGUUGAAGACGCCGGGCCUGGUGCAUUGCUAGCAAUGGGACAGCGCAAGAUGCUUGCAGUUCAGCAACUAUCUGACCAUUCUUAUCGCUUUUAUGUCGGAAUGGAUGCCCCUGAGGAUGCAUAUAAGAAACACCUGACCGCGGAUGAUACCGACAAGACACGCAGGGAUUUUCUAUCAUCAUCAGGAUUCUUUGCGAAUUGGGCCCCAGAGCUCAAGAAUUACAUUGCCAACGCCGAAGGUCCGUUUCACGCGUGGCCUUUAUAUCGAUUGCCAGUUUCCUCCCUUGCGUGGAAUCGUGUUCCAGGUAUUACACUUCUGGGAGACGCUGCUCAUGUUUCUACUCCUCUCGUUGGUGAAGGCGUGAACAUGGCGAUGCUCGACGCACUGAUGUUGUCAAAAGCUAUCAUCAAGUGCAACAGCAGAGCUGAUAUUAAAGAGUCUGAAGAAGUAAAAUUGGAGAACGCCCUUGAGGAAUAUGAGAAGGAAAUGCUGGAGCGUGGUCUAGAUCACAUUUCGAGGUGCAUGGCCCGUGAAGAGGAAUUCUUUUCCGAAAAUUCUGCUGAAGACUUUAUCAACAUGAUCAAUGCUACGAUGGGGAACGGUAAAGAAUAG